AGCUUGGCUGGGGGAAGAGACAGUUGCACAAUAUCAGCUCCACAAAAAGCAUCACCUCCUCCUCCUCCUCCUCCCUGUCCAUGAAGAUGCCUGAAGCCUCGGUCCCUGCUUGCUUCCUCUGCCUUCUUGCCUUGUCCUCAGCCUGUUACAUCCAGAACUGCCCCAGAGGGGGCAAAAGAUCUUACCCCGACACAGAACUCCGACAGUGCAUGCGGUGUGGGCCUGGGAACAGAGGCAACUGCUUUGGCCCCAACAUUUGUUGCGGAGAAGAUAUGGGAUGUUAUAUCGGUACCCCUGAGACCUUCCGCUGUGUAGAAGAGAAUUUUGUGCCUUCUCCUUGUGAGGCUGGGGGGAGACCUUGCAGUACAGGCCGGUGUGCAGCCCCUGGAAUCUGCUGCAGUGAUGAGAGUUGCAGUUUGGACUCGGCUUGUCUGGAUGACGAGAGUGAAAGACGGCGAGUGCCGCUGGAAAAGAACACGACCGUCAUGGACGGCUCAGCCAGUGACUUUCUCCUGCGGCUCAUGCAUUUGGCCAACAGACAACAGCAAGCCAAGCACCAGUACUACUGAGCCCACACACACACCUUCUGUUGCCACACAUUUGUAACAUGUAGCUUAUCAUAUGGAGUUUUAUGAUACAAAUUCUGUAUUUAAGAACAGAGCAAAAACACAAAUGGCUAACGUUUAUUGUAUAUAGAGCAAAUAAAGUCUUUUAUUGCACUGUA
Xenopus laevis (African clawed frog) is the source of this 724-nucleotide messenger RNA. It is a transcript of the gene avp.L, whose product is annotated as arginine vasopressin L homeolog. The coding region runs from base 81 to 569 and encodes 162 amino acids. The record is from RefSeq and is a predicted model, not a curated record. The transcript is spliced from 3 exons. NCBI's taxonomy places the organism in Eukaryota, Metazoa, Chordata, Amphibia, Anura, Pipidae.